GUUUCUCAAUCCUCAGCACAUUCAACAACAAAAAUCAACCACAUACCUCAAAUUCAUAGAUCUAUACAAAAAAUAAACAGGCAAAAAUGCCGAAGGAGUCCUUAUGUGUUCGGAUCUAGGGGUUACCUAGCUAGGGGAGCCUGAAAAGAUGUCGGGAUCACGCCGGAAACUCUCUGUUACUGCCCUUCAAUGCUCUCGAAAACCCUUAGAAGUCCGAAAAAUCCACCCGAAAAUACCCAAAAAGAAUCCUCCCUCUCUGCUUUCUAAACCUCUAUAUGUAACCCACAAAGAAAAACAAAGAAAAACCCUAAAUCUUCCCCUAGCCUUCCGAUCUCCUUCUCUUUUCAUCUAUACUGUAGAUUGCAAAAGGGUGGACUCUCUCCUGCCAAAGCAGAGCUGCUGAUGCCGGCAGACAGAAAAAGCAGAGGAGAAUGAUUAUUGCAAGGCGGUUGGUGGGGCCAUCAUGGUUGCUGGAAGGAAUGAAACGGCGGAGAGGGAGGGGAUCUGGGAUUUUUGCCGGAGUCGACGGUAGGGUUCGACUGAACCCUGUCGCCCCUCCUACAAUUUUUCUUUUGGACUUUAAAACGACGUCGUUUGGUGUUCGAACCCCCUUUUUUCACCCACCUGUCACUCUGGUCUUCUAACUUUGUCCACGUCACGUUUAAGUCCCUGCAAAAUGAGACUCACAUUUUAAAUCUCUUCAAUUUGGUACCAAAUGUCAUUUAAUUAAAUUAAACCUCGAUUU
Molecule: messenger RNA, 745 nt
Organism: Rubroshorea leprosula
Lineage: Eukaryota; Viridiplantae; Streptophyta; Magnoliopsida; Malvales; Dipterocarpaceae
Source: the annotation of a GenBank genome assembly